GUCGGUUACAUGUCUCAAAACAUAUAUCGAGUAUGGAUUCCUGAGCUCGAUCGGGUGAUUGUAACUAGGAACGUUACAUUCGACGAGCGUACAAAGUACACUCCCCAACCAGAACUCGCACCGGGAGAUCUCACCACACUAUCAUCUAUAGCAGAUGGCCUUGAGAUCUCAGGGGUGGGUAACGGCGAGCUCGAAACAAUUAAGAGCACGAUCAAGAAACCAUGGAGGUGGUGAUCUCAGGGGUGAUCCAUCAAGAAGAAAAGGGAGAAGCUGAAUACCUCCUUGGCCUCCUCACACCUGAGACAACGCCAGCACCAACCGCUUUUAGAAAUCGCACUCUAGAACCUCCACAAGGAGCUCUAGAAGCGCCAACCCAAGCUAAUCAGGGGUCGAGUAGUUUGGAUGAGUUAGAGGAAAGCACAUCUCCUCCUAACCAUACGACCUCUGAGCACGCAACAUUGGAUGGUGAGUUCGCUACUCACCACCCAGCGAAUGCUCACGAAGUGCAGCCUACGACCGAAGCUCGUAGUCCUGUAGAAGAAGUAGAAGCAGAAGAAAUGCUCUCACAAGAAGUUGCAGAAAGCUCUACAGAGCAGGACACCUGUAUGCUUCAGCGAAAGGCUUCGAUCGAGAGGAAGAACAGGUUUAUACAGCACCCGGAUCGACGACCUUAACACAACGCAUGCUGUGAUCGCAGCCUCUAUCCUACAGGGGCGAGCAUUGCGGCAGACAACACUAAUCCCACCUACGAACCAAAAAGAUCUUCCAAAAGCGCCUAAAGCAUGGCGCGAUCUAGAGAAGCACCUUUACGGCGCUCAAUUCAAGGAUGACGCUGAGCUUGAGCUUAAGAAACUCGAGUCAAAGGACUGCUGGAGAAUUAUUCCUGAACACGAAAUACUGACUGGAACAAAGCCAAUACCACUGAAAUGGG
Pseudogymnoascus destructans is the source of this 931-nucleotide messenger RNA. RefSeq lists its product as uncharacterized. NCBI's taxonomy places the organism in Eukaryota, Fungi, Ascomycota, Leotiomycetes, Thelebolales, Thelebolaceae. The transcript has 2 exons. The record is from RefSeq and is a predicted model, not a curated record. Bases 222 to 674 code for a protein of 150 amino acids.